GACUACAGGCAUGUGCCACCAUGCCUGGCUAAUUUUUGUAGAUACAGUUUCACCAUGUUGCCCAGGCUGGUCCUGCACUCCAGGGCAUAAUCAACACACCCACCUCAGCCUGCCAAAGUACUUGGAUUACAGUUGUGAGCCAUUGUGGCCAGCCUACUGCCGUGAUGUCUACUACCAUGAUUUCGUGGCAAGUGCAGCUGGUCCAGCACAGAUGGGUUGCUCUUGCCUUCAUGAUAGAGCGACCUACCGAUAAAAAGGUAUGAGGAGGCUUUGGCUAUCUCUCUCUGUAUUUUUUGAGACAGAUUGAGCUCUAAUCCAAUGCGAUUACUGUACUUAUAAAAGAGGGAAAUUUGGAUACAGAGACACCCACAUAGGAAGAACAUCAUGUGAAGAUAAAGGCAGAGAUUAGGCGAUGUUUUUGCAAGCCAAGGAAUACCAGAGAUUGCCAGCAAACCAUCAGAAACAAGAUGAGAGGCAUGGAACAGAUACUCUCACAUAGCUCCAAGAAGAAACCAACCCUGCUCAUACCUUGACCCUUCUCUUCUAACCUCCAGAACUAAGAGACAAUAAUGUUUGUGGAUUAAGACAUCCAGUUUAUGGGUUUUCGUUAUGGCAGACCUAGCAAAACUAACAUAUGCUACCCAGUGAAGAUUUGCUCUCCAUCUUCCACUGCUCCCCCACAUCAAAUAACUAGAUCGUAUUUGGUUAAUGUCCAAAAUGUCUCGUAGGUUCAGGCUCUACUCUGUUUCCAUUGCCUCUGUAGACAUAUUGGGUAAUUGGGUAAUCAGUAAGCACCAUGAUAGGAGAAGAUAGAAAGGCACUUAGUUGACCAAAUGCAGCAAGGCUAGGUCAAAGCUGGUGUAAGAGGGAGAGGGUCUGGGAUUCAAAAGUGAUGUGGAAAUGUUGGGGCUGGCAAGCACAGGUUGAGGGGAUGCCUAACUUACCACUUGGUUGGAAAAUGCUGAGACGGCAGAGGCUACACCAAGUGUCCAAGGGGCGGGGCUGGCCAGAGGCCAAGAUUUCCCUGGGUUUUGUCCCAUGGCUGGCUUUGGGGCUGGAUUUUCACCUGGGGUGUGUGUUGGGGUCUGAGUGGAGAUCUUGGGGAGAUCUUUGCUACUGGGUUUCUUUAGGGUGUGGCCGCGGGGCACACAUCCAGAAGCACUGGCCUUGUGAAGCUCCCGAGAGUGUUCUUUGAACUACUGCAAACCCAACCAGCAGGUUUGCUGAAAAGUCGCCACGUUCCAGUCCAAAAUGUGUGAGCCAAGAGGGUGCUUAGCAUUCCCCAGGCCCAGUCCCAGCUCUCUCAAGAAAUGGGAGACUUCACCGUAGCACUGGGAAUUGGAUUCUAAACUUUAGGAUCAAGCAAUGAAAGGACCUGGAGUAAGAUACCUUCUUGACCUCCCUGAAGGGCUCUGAGCAGCUGAGCUUGCCUUUCUCUUUGCUCCCCCAGUUCUCCCCUUACUUCUCAAUCUCCUACUCCCCAUCACUCCUUUCCUUGCCUCCUCCUGCCUGUCUCCUUCUUCCUCCCUUUCUUCUCUCACCCCAUUAAUCCCCCCUUGUCACUAUCACCUCCUCCCUCCAGUCUUUCCCCCUUCGCUGCCCCUUCUUUCCUCCGACCUUUCCUUCUCUUACUGCCCCUGUCUCCCACCUUUCUCCUCCCCCCCAUAUCUCCCUCUCCCUACCUCCUCCUCCUGUUCAUCUUUCUCCUUCCCCCUUAUUUUUCUAUCUCCUUCCUCAGUCCCACUCCCCUUUCCACCCUCCUUUUGCCCGUCACUUCUCCUUCUCCCUCAUUGCCCCCUCCCUCUCUCCUCCUCCCCGGGUCCUGCCCCACUCAGCUCUGUUUGCUUUUCUCCCGGAUCCGGAUGGAGGGGUUGCCCUGCCCAUGCCCAGCCCUGCCCCACUUCUGGCAGCUUGGAUCUCGCUUCAUGGCUGAGGGCUCCAGGACUCAGGCCCCUGGGAAAGGGCCCCCACUCAGCAUCCACUUCCUGCGAGCCCAGUAUGAAGGCUUGAAGAGGCAGCAGAGGACCCAGGCCCACCUCCUGGUGCUUCCGAAAGGAGGAAACGCGCCUGCUCCUGCGGAAUCGAUAGUCAAUGCUGUUUGGAUUAACAAGGAGAGAAGGAGCUCACUGUCCCUGGAAGAGGCAGAUUCCAAGGUGGACGGGAGGCUGGAGGAGGCUGCCCAGGGCUGUCUUCAGGCCCCCGAGUCUCCGUGGCACACGCACCUGGAGAUGCAUCAUUUGGUUCAAACCUUCCCCCAGGACACCAGUCAUCAAGUACAUCAUAGGGGCAAGCUUGUGGAAUCUGACCAAAGGCUCCCUCCUGAAGGAGACACACACUUGUUUGAAGCCAAUCAGAUGAUUCAGCAAGCAACCGGAAUCCCAGAGGCUGCCCAGCUUCCAUGCCAGAUACAGAUACCUACACACCUGUGUGACACAGAUCAAGAUAUACAUUUUGAGAAUUCUAGAAAAUCACCUUCAAUCUCUUCCCGGUAAUUAACCACAAUUUAUUUUUCCAUUCUCCUGUUUCUACUUUUUGCCAUAUGCAUACAGCAAGCAUUUUUCAUUUUACACAUCCUUUCAUGGACAUUUGCUUCUAUUUCUCUUUAAAUCUCCCUACCCCUCUUUUUUUUACAGAUACCUGUCUGGGUAAGCUGGUUUCAAGCAUGGGUAUUUUUUGAAAGCUCCCCCUGGUGAUUCUAGAAUUCUAAGAUUCAGCAUUGAGACCCACUGCCUUAGGACCACACUGAUUAUAAACAGAGGUACAAAUUUGCUCGAUGGAUAGAGGCUUUUCUGUGAGGCUGAGCACAGAAUUGUGGGAAUCUUCAUGUCCCUCCUUCUUUGGGUGCCACUCUUAUAUUCCACUUGAGUUCCCAUGAUCGGGAGAAGGGGUUGGCGAGGGUCCUAUGGGGGAGGCAGCCCCAUGAGUAUUUUAUCACACCAGCUCUGUGAGUAGAAGGCAAGGAAGUCACCCAGAUAAGGCUCUGAAAAAGACUGUAGGCCAGAAGAUCCUUUUUGUCCCUCCUACCAACAGGUAGGUCCUGAUAAGAGGCCCUGCUGUAUCCUUGAGAACCAUCUCAGAGGACCCUCUUUUGGGAUGCAGCUUCCUCAUCCCAAAGCUUUGGAAAACCCUGAGCUUCCUCACUAGGGCAGACCUGUCUGCCUUUCAUCAUUACAUGGAACCAGAAGUGUGCUGAUGACUUCCUGUCUUGGAGUUUCUCUAAUUUCAGCAUUAUUCUUGAGAUGAACUGGAAGUCAUAUGAAGAUCAGAGAGGACUCAGUGAUUAUAACGAGGCAGGCUUCAGGGCGAGGGCCUGGAAUGAUUUGGGCAAGAAACUCCUGAAAAACCUCUCUCAGGUAUUUAGCCAGAGGUGAGGAGGGUGGGCAAAGAGUUAUUUUCAGGGUAUUUUUCAGACACUUUGAAAAUGUUAGGGUGGUUAAUUUCAGAGUGAUUUUGAAUCCCAACAAAUCUCCUAUGUCUCACUCAGUGGUUCUAAAGUGUAUUCUGCAAGCCAGCAGCAUCGGGGUCACCUGGAAAUAUGUCCAAAAUGAAAAUUAUUUGGCCACACCCAGCCCUGUUGACUCAGAAACUCAAGAGGGAAGGGCCAGCAGUCUGUUGUAGCAAGCCCUCCAUAGGAUUCUGAUGCACACUCAACUUUGAGAACCACUAUUUGUGAUAAGAGUCUACCCCCUGCCUUAAUGGGUGAUCAGUAUGGAGAAGUCACAUUUGGUAGAUUUCCCCUUGUAAACAUUUUUUUUUUUUUUUUUUGAGUUAAAAAAAAAAAAAAAAAAUCCACCUUAGCAUCCCAAGCGUUUGGACAGAGACACAGAGAAUUGCUUACUAGUUUCGGGGAGAUUAGGACAUUUUUGCAAGAUAAGUAACUUUCAGCUCCAUUUUCCUAUCCAGUCUACAGAAUGUCCAUUCUGUUAGUCUCUGCUGACAGGGGAAAGGAGGUGGCAGAGUAAAAGAUUCACUCCCUACCUGUCCCCAUAGGAAGGGCAUAGAAUGUCUCACCCUUUGCUGCAGUAGCCUCCAGGCCUAGGGCUGUGAAGCAACCUUGUGUUUGCUUGCUGAGUUCCGGCUGGAGUGCAUGAUGCGGAAGUAAACAGAGUUUACACACAAAGAGAGAACAUGUACUCAGUGCCUCUGCAUGCCAGACUCUGGUACAAAAGCAACAGAUAUGGAGAAAGUCACGAGCUUUGUUCUUAAGGAGGGUAAGUAACAAAAGUUUAACCACUUGGAACAGGUACAACUUCUGGGAUACGUCUGAGUCAGUUCAGGCUGCCAUAAUUGAAUACCAUAGACUGGGAAGCUUAUAAACAGAAUAAAUGUUUCUGAAAGUUCUAGAGGCUGGGGAGUGUUAAGAUCAAUGCACUGGUAAAUUCGGUGUCUAAUGGGGGCCUGCUUCCUGUUCAUAGACGGCCAUCUUCUGGCUGUGUCCUCAUAUGAUGGAAGGAGGAAGAGAUCUCUCUGCGGUCCCUUUUUAAUUUUAUUUAUUAUUUUCUGAGGUCUCUUCUAUAAGAACACUAAUGCCAUUCAUGAGGGCUCCAUCCUUGUGACCCAGUCACCUCCCAAAUACCCCACCUCCUAAUAUCACCAGAUUGGGGUUCAGGAUUUCAACAUAUGAAUUUUGGGGUAUGCAAACAUUUACUCCAUAACAGGAGAUAAUUAAUUAUCAACAACUUAAUUUUUAUCUUCCAAGGCCUUGGAUGAAAUUCAAGGCUGGGUGUGUCACUCACAGAAAUGAAAACAACUCGUUCCAGUUCAGAACUUAAUAAGUCCUGUCCAGCACAAGUUUAAAAACAAAAAAGCCUUCCAGCGUCUUUCUGAGGAGCUCUGGGCUGCACGUCUGCAGUGAGGAAGAAUGGGAAGCUUGGGUAACUGCUCUCCCAACUUGAGCUUCUAGCUCUCAUUCCAAGUUACUUAGAGAAGUUUCUGUCCUCUCCAGGGUUGGGAGUGUACAAUAACUGGGAGGGAGGUGGGGUAGGACCUUACCUGAGUAAUACUGUCAUGAGAUACAUGGUUUUGGAAAUUCACCCUCUGGCGGAUGGGAUCCUCCCCGGGCAUGGGAGGAGGCACUUCUGCUUUUCCUGGUUGCUUAGAAUCCAUCUGCAACUCCUCUGCAUGCAGGAGCCAACCUCCAGCUUGGUUGUGCUCUUGUUCCGUACCUCACCUCUCCAAGGCAGUGGUUGUAACCAGGAUUAAUAAAACCUUACACCAUCCCUCUUAAA
Messenger RNA from Macaca mulatta (Rhesus monkey), 5228 nucleotides. It is a transcript of the gene C15H9orf152, whose product is annotated as chromosome 15 C9orf152 homolog. Lineage: Eukaryota; Metazoa; Chordata; Mammalia; Primates; Cercopithecidae. The record is from RefSeq and is a predicted model, not a curated record.